GCAAUAUGCCUCCGCGGCCCUCUGGCUCUCGGCCAUGGCGAGACUCUGCCGGCGCGUCCCUUGCACCCUGCUUCUCGGCCUGGCUGCGGUGCUGCUAAAGGCACAGCUGGUCCCGGCGGCCGCCAGAGCCGAACUCAGCCGCUCGGACCUCAGCCUCAUUCAACAACAGCAGCAGCAGCAGCAGCAGCAAAAGCAGCGAGAGGAGGCGGAGGAGGAGAGGCCAGAGGUGCCUGGGGCAUCUUCUACCUUGACCAUUCCAGUGUCUGUAUUUAUGCUGAAAGUUCAGGUGAAUGACAUCAUCAGUCGUCAAUACCUGAGUCAAGCAGUUGUUGAAGUAUUUGUAAACUACACGAAGACAAAUUCCACAGUAACUAAAAACAAUGGAGCAGUGUUGAUAAAAGUACCCUAUAAAUUAGGCCUCAGCUUAACCAUUAUUGCUUACAAAGAUGGCUACGUGUUGACUGCUUUGCCUUGGAAGACUGGAAGAAUGCCAAUUUAUUCAUCAAUUACACUUUCACUGUUCCCACAAAGCCAAGCAAAUAUAUGGCUAUUUGAAGACACUGUUUUGAUUACUGGAAAAUUAGCUGAUGCCAAAUCUCAACCAAGUGUUCAGUUUUCAAAAGCCUUAAUUAAGCUUCCUGACAACCAUCAUAUUAGCAAUGUUACCGGCUUUCUUACAGUUCUACAACAAUUUUUGAAAGUGGACAAUUUUCUGUAUACCACUGGAAUUACUCUCAAUAAACCAGGUUUUGAAAAUAUUGAACUGACUCCUCUUGCUGCAGUAUGUGUGAAAAUAUAUUCUGGAGGAAAAGAAUUAAAGGUGGAUGGCUCCAUUCAAGUUUCUCUUCCCCUUUUACAUACAAAUGAUAUAAAUGUGGGGGAUCGCAUACCUGCUUGGACAUUUGAUAUGAACACAGGUGCUUGGGUAAACCAUGGCCGGGGAAUGGUCAAAGAAUAUAACAAUCACUUAAUUUGGACUUAUGAUGCACCACAUUUGGGCUACUGGAUAGCAGCUCCACUUCCAGGAACUAGAGGUUCAGGUCUGAAUGAGGAUUCCAAGGAUAUAAUUGCCUAUCACACAGUGUUUCUUACAGCCAUAUUAGGAGGAACAAUAGUUAUUGUCAUUGGAUUUUUUGCUGUUCUACUUUGUUAUUGCAGGGAUAAGUGUGUUACUCCACAGAAAAGAGAAAGAAAUGUCACUAAACUGGAGGUCCUCAAAAGAGAUCAGACAACUUCAACAACACACAUAAAUCAUAUAAGUUCAGUUAAAGUUGCUUUAAAAGCUGAGGACAAGUCACAGUUAUACAAUGCCAAAAACUCCUCCUACAGCCCUCAGAAAAAAGAACCAUCAAAGGCAGAAGCAGAUGAAAGAGUUUCCAUGGUAAAAACCCGGGACAACUUCAAAAUCUACAAUGAAGAUGUUUCAUUUCUAUCAGUCAAUCAAAAUAAUUACUCAAGAAAUCCAGCACAGUCUUUGGAGCCCAAUGUUGGGACCAAACAAUCAAAACAUAUCAGCAACAAUCUAUCUUCAUCUUUAGGUGAUGCUCAAGAGGAAAAGAGGUAUCUCACAGGUGAUGAGGAGGGGUAUGGGCGUUCCCACAUUCCUGAGCAGCUUAUGCAUAUCUAUAGCCAGCCCAUUGCCAUCCUUCAAACAUCUGAUCUUUUCCCCACUUCAGAGCAGUUACAUGCUGCUAAGUCAGCCACUUUGCCAAGAAAGGGCCAGUUAGUUUAUGGCCAACUGAUGGAACCAGUAAACAGAGAGAACUUUACGCAGACAUUGCCCAAAAUGCCAAUGCAUUCCCAUACACAGACCCCAGAUGCCAGGGAAGAGGAUAUCGUCCUUGAAGGUCAACAGAGCUUGCCUUCUCAGACCUCGGAUUGGAGUCGCUAUUCCAACAGCUUGCUGGAAUCUGUCUCUGUUCCUGGAACACUGAAUGAAGCUGUUGUAAUGACUCCAUUUUCAUCGGAACUUCAAGGGAUUUCAGAACAGACCCUCCUGGAACUGUCCAAAGGAAAGCCCUCCCCCCAUCCCCGAGCAUGGUUUGUGUCUCUUGAUGGAAAGCCAGUAGCACAAGUGAGGCACUCCUUUAUAGACCUGAAAAAGGGCAAGAGAACCCAGAGCAAUGAUACGAGUCUAGACUCUGGGGUGGACAUGAAUGAGCAUCACUCGAGUAGAAAGCUUGAGAGGGAGAAAACAUUCAUCAAAAGCAUGCAUCAGCCCAAGAUCCUGUACUUAGAAGAUUUAGACCUGAGCAGCAGCGAGAGUGGCACCACCGUCUGCUCCCCAGAAGACCCAGCUUUAAGGCACAUCUUAGAUGGAGGGAGUGGGGUUAUUAUGGAGCACCCUGGGGAAGAAUCUCCAGGAAGAAAAAGCACUGUUGAAGAUUUUGAAGCCAAUAUAUCUCCCACUAAAAGACGGGGCAGACCACCACUAGCCAAAAGAGAUAGCAAGACUAACAUCUGGAAGAAGCGAGAGGAGCGCCCCCUAAUUCCCAUCAAUUAGUUCCAAAGGUGGUUGUGUCUCUGCUGUCUUGUGCUGUGCGUUCUUGCUUCUUGUUAUAAACUGCAGUAUGAACUUCUUAAGAAGUUGAGACUGAGUGACCUCUUCUUGGCCCUGGACAUGCCCUGAGCAGAGUAAAUAGUAAAAUGGUAAUUCAGUAAUCGGAGGGAAUGAUGUUGAGGAAUGCCUUUUCUGGCCUAUUCUUUUCUGUAAUUUUUGAGUGAUGAAUUUAAAGUAUCCAAGCUUUCAAGGUGUAAAAUAGCAUCAAGAUAUUAGUAUCUGAAAAUGUUAGCCAAUUUGGUACUGACUCUUAAGAAUAACAUAGUAAAAUGUGUACUUCUAAAGCUGUUCCCCAAAUUGUCACCUCUGCCUUGGUGACUGCCCCAUGGAUCCCUUAGAAAUGAAACUGUCCUCUUCAGGCAUCACCCCUGUAAAAUGUCACUAUGAUGUCCUUCUCUGCCUGCACUCAAAAGCCACCACAUGAACAUUUUCACUGAUGUUAUUGUAGAGACUAGAGAACAUUUUCUUUUUUGAGAUAAAUAGCAUGUAUAUUGUGUCAUCCCCAAAGUAAAUCCUACACUCAUGGAAGAUGGGCAAGAAGCUUCUUGGUCCUUGGAGAGGGGAAGUGCCAACGUUUUGGAUAUAACUUCACAUAAUAAAUCAAAGUUACAUAGAAAUUUGAGAAAUGAAAGCCUGAUAACUGAAUUUGAAUUUUAAGGUUUCUUAUUUUUUCCUUAAAAAUGAAGUAGACUUAGUAGACUUAUUACUUUAGUUUAAGGCUCACUGAUAACAUGGAGGCUCAAAUGAGUUUUAUUUCUUUUAUUCUAAAAAUCCAAACUCAGUCACUUAAGGCUAUAAAACUUGAUUUUAAAAUGAUAUAAUUUUUUUAAAAAAAGUAACAAAGUGUGCAGAGAAAAAUAAUCAUUUUGUGUCAAUGAGCAGAAAAAGAAAUGCCAUUUUCCUGAGGCUAAAAAAAAUAUAUCUUCAGGAUAUUUAUAUGUGUCAAAUGUUGACAUUUUAAAAAGAUGUUUGAGGAAAGCAGUUUCCGUUUCAGGGCAAAUGUAAGCUUUUCCUUAAAUCACUUGUAGUUUUUGCAGCUUUCCCCCCACAGUUUUGGAAGUCUUAUAUCCCUGUCCUUUUCAUCAUAGCAAAGAAUGCAGUGUGAACACGGUUAACAUCUAUUUUUAAUUAUGUGUCUUCAGCUCUGAGGUAUCAUUCAUAAGACGUAAAAAAAAAAAAUAAAGGUCCCAUCCCAUUUUUAAAAAAUUGCAUGAAGACCCAUCUGGUGUUACCUUUUUCUUGGUGGGGGAAAAAUGAAACUAAAUUGCUUUAUUUCAUAUCCUCUACUGUUCAACAUAGAAGCAGCAUACAGACUCAAGCCACUUAAACAAGUCAAGAGUUGAAAUCAGCCACAGGAGCUUUAGUAAAAUUGUAGGUAGAUAUACCAUGAGACACAGCAGCUUUUCCCUCCUGAGUAGACUUCAUCCAAUUAUUCUCCUGGAACCAGUUCUGAAACAUCUACUCUGUCAUAUAACUCCUCCCUUUCUGUGGUAUCCCAAAGAACUUAAAGACCUGAACAUAUGUUUGCUACAUAGUACCCUGAUCCAUAGAAGAGAUGAAUGUGUUGGGUAAUAUGUAGGCUUACUUUUUUUUCUUUUUUUAAAUACCGAUAAGGCUCACAAUUAGAGGAGGCUUUUUAUUGGUCAUAUACAGAACAAUACAGUAAAAGUAGCAUGAAUGAAAUAGAUUUUUGAAAAGGUUAAGGAGUUAAUGCUCUGUGGAAGUGCCUUUGAUACAGACUUGCAUUAUUAGAAGGAUAUAAUAACAUAUUUCUUAAGUGUACAUUUUUUUGUUACCCAAAUUAAAAAGAUGUGCAGUUUUUAUUUAAAAAUAUUAAUCUAGUGUUUCAUGUUGGAACAAUGAAUUUUGCAUGUAAGUCAUAUUUCUUUUGUGUAUUUAAUCCCUUUAAAAAAAUUCAGCAUAUGUUGAUAAAUUAUGUUGGAAUAAAUUAUGUUGGAAUGAAGUUAGAAACAAUAUAGCAAAAUAUUGUACCUCCUCAAUAUAUUGCAUGUAUGUUUUUCCCCACCUUUAAGUAAAAAUGUUUCAUUUCUCAGCUUGGUAGUAAAAUAGAUUUAUUGGUAUAGGUAUACCAUUCAGGUUUGCCACUUAUUUUAUUCAUUCUGUGUAAAGGAAAUGAAACAAUGUAUCCCAAGGGCUUUUCUUGAACUAUUUAUUUGGUUUCAGAACAAACCCCGCCCCCCCUUUUUUUUGGACACUGCACAUACUGUUUUCAAUUGGGAAUUAUAGGCAGUUUAUCUUUUCUAGUGAUCAAAGAAAAAGACUUAUUUGUGAGUACUUUACAAAUUUCCUGUUUAAAAAAGUGGAAGCCAUCUACUUUUUCUUAGCCCAAGUGAUGAUAAACAAUAUUCACUACUUUCUUAAAUUUUUAAAUUAAAAACCAACAGCCUUUUGCAAAUAUAAACCUAGGUAAUUUUGAUUACAAAUUGUUAACAUUUGUGGAUCCUUUGUAUAUACUUUGGAUAUAAGAGGCAAAACUAUCACUCAACUGUUGGAUUCCUUUACUAAAGCACAGCUAUAUGUAUUUUUGAAUACAUAUUAUGAUCUUGAGACUUUAUAAAAUCAAUUUUUAUGACUUUAUGCAGUUGUAUAGGGAUUAUGCCCUUUUAUAAUACACAGUCUAUCACAAAGAUCACAGAUGUUGAGGGGAAAAAAAGCACUUCUUUGCUUUAGCAAUCACUUUCAGAUCGCCUUCUGUGUGUUUGAAUUCUCUAGUAUCAAUACAUAUUGUAGGGUUUUAGAGAUAUGGGGGCCAAAUAAUGAAUGACCCUCAAAACUUCCCAGAAAGUGAAGCUCAGAGUUACACAUUCAUUUAUCAGGUAUGGAUUACUCACCUCUCCAUACACCAACAUUGUAAAGGAAUUUGUAUUAAUUUCUAUUUCAGAUCUAGAGUCUGCAUUUUGUCCUUGUUUCCAACUGCUUUCUUUUGUAUUCUUUGAUCAGAGAAAUCUCAUAUUUCAGUGUAUUUAUUGCUGUUAUUACUAUAUUUACUGCUGAAAACUGUAACAGUCUGAAGAUUUGUAAAAUGUUCAACAUAGUUCAUUAAAGAUAAUAAAAUAAAUUUAAAAGCAUA
Messenger RNA from Ictidomys tridecemlineatus (thirteen-lined ground squirrel), 5651 nucleotides. RefSeq names its product family with sequence similarity 171 member B (gene Fam171b). Lineage: Eukaryota; Metazoa; Chordata; Mammalia; Rodentia; Sciuridae. The record is from RefSeq and is a predicted model, not a curated record.